GGAAAGCCCUUCUUCCUGUCCGCCUUGCAAAGCCAAGACACCCCACUUCUUCUCUCAACCUCUCUCAAGCGUUCCGGACACUUCAGCGGUCACCAUGCACUCAUAACAUCCCGUAUCCGCCCCGGCUCUCCGUCCUUCCAUCUCACUCACCACUCAUUCGCUCGUUACAUUCCACCUCCGCCUCGAAAAUUUCACAGCCUCCUGCUGCUGCCACACCAUCGGCAACGCCAGCAACGCCAGCGAAGCCAAAAGAGAAGGACUCGGACAAUGUCACCGUGAAGGAGCAGCGCCGCAGGGACUGGGACAUCAUCAAGAGGCUCAUGGUCAAUGUCUGGCCCAAGGACGACUGGUACACCCGUGGCCGUGUUAUACUGGGCUUCGCGCUCCUCAUUUCUGGCAAGGUCCUGAACGUGCAAGUCCCCCUAAUCUUCAAGAACGUCAUCGACGCGCUCAACAUCGACUUCGCGUCCGACUCCACCGUCUGGGUUGUCGCAGGCUCCCUCGUCCUCGGCUACGGCGCAGCCCGCAUGGGCGCGACGAUCUUCGGCGAGCUCCUCAACGCCGUCUUUGCCAACAUCGGCCAGCGCGCCAUCCGCAGGGUCGCCCGCGAGACAUUUGAGCACCUCCUGUCGCUCGACCUCCGCUUCCACCUCUCCCGGCAGACGGGCGGGCUUACACGGGCUAUCGACCGCGGCACGAAGGGUAUCACGUUCCUCCUACAGAGCAUCAUAUUCCGGAUUGUUCCUACGGCUCUUGAGAUUUCGAUGGUUUGCGGUAUUUUGACGUACAAGUUCGGCUGGGACUUUGCCGCCAUCACUGGUAUAACGCUCGCUGCAUACACGUGGUUCACCGUUCGGACCACAUCAUGGCGGACGCAGUUCCGUCGCGACGCGAACAGAGCCGAUAACAAAGCCGCAACUGUCGCAGUGGACUCGCUCAUGAACUACGAAGCCGUCAAGCACUUCAACAACGAGAAGCACGAGAUCGCGCAGUACGACAAGUACCUCAAGGACUUUGAAAAGUCUUCAGUCAAGAUCACGACCUCGCUUGCGUUCCUCAACUCCGGCCAGAACAUCAUCUUCUCGUCCGCGCUCACGGCGACGAUGCUCCUCGCUGCGCAGGGUGUUAUCAACGGGACGAUGACGGUCGGCGACCUCGUCAUGGUCAACCAGCUGAUCUUCCAGCUGUCCCUCCCGCUCAACUUCCUCGGUUCUUUGUACCGCGAGAUGCGACAGAACCUGCUCGACCUGGAGGUUCUGUUCAAUCUCCAAUCCGAGAACGCACCGCCCAAGGACGCCCCGGACGCCAAACCCCUCGUCCUCGUCCCUCCCAAGACCACCACACUCGGCACCCAACCAGCCAGCCUAGGCGGCCAAAUCGAAUUCCGCGACAUCCACUUCGCAUACCACGCCUCCCGCCCCAUCUUCCGCGGCCUCACCUUCACCGUCCCCGCGGGCGCCAAAGUCGCGCUCGUCGGGCCCUCGGGCUGCGGCAAGUCCACGAUCUUCCGCCUGCUCUUCCGGUUCUACACCCCGCAAGCGGGGCAGAUCUUGAUCGACGGGCAGGAUAUCCAUAAAGUGCAGCUGGAGAGUCUGCGGAGGGCGAUUGGGGUCGUGCCGCAGGAUACGCCGCUGUUCCAUGCGGAUGUGAUGCAUAAUGUGCGGUAUGGGCGGUUGAGCGCGAGCGAUGAGGAGGUGAAGGAGGCGACGCGGAGGGCGAGUGUGCAUGAGACGAUUGAGAGGCUGCCGAAGGGCUACGAGACGACGGUGGGCGAGAGGGGGCUGAUGAUUUCGGGCGGGGAGAAGCAGCGGUUGGCGAUUGCGCGGGUGUUGCUUAAGGAUUCGCCGAUCUUGUUCUUUGAUGAGGCGACUUCGGCGCUGGACGCACACACCGAGGCCGCGCUCAUGCGGAGCAUCAACAGCACGCUGCUCGACCGCGGCCGGACGAGCAUAUUUAUCGCGCACCGCCUGCGCACCGUCGUCGAGGCCGAUGUAAUUAUCGUGCUCAAGGACGGCGCCGUUGCAGAACAGGGCACGCACGAGGAGCUGCUCGCACGCGGCGGGCUGUAUGCGCGCAUGUGGGCACAGCAGGCGAGCGAUGCGAACUUGGACGACGUCGCUCCACCGCCGGUGCGGGAUGAGGUGGAAGUUGACGUUGAGGAAGCGGCAAACGAGAAGGGUGAGAAGGGUGCGAAGGUCUGAGAGCGUUGGGGCUGUAGAGAGACUUUUGUUUAUAGUGAUAGAUGUGCUUUUAGACUUUUAUGUUUAUUCAGACUUAAACCUCCG
Messenger RNA from Coniophora puteana RWD-64-598 SS2, 2285 nucleotides. Its product is annotated as P-loop containing nucleoside triphosphate hydrolase protein. Lineage: Eukaryota; Fungi; Basidiomycota; Agaricomycetes; Boletales; Coniophoraceae. Gene Ontology annotation, biological process: intracellular iron ion homeostasis; transmembrane transport. The record is from RefSeq and is a predicted model, not a curated record. Gene Ontology annotation, cellular component: mitochondrial inner membrane. The coding region runs from base 321 to 2201 and encodes 626 amino acids. The transcript has 11 exons. Gene Ontology annotation, molecular function: ATP hydrolysis activity; ATP binding; ABC-type transporter activity.